AAUAGAAGUCGAGGUUUCAAAGAGCGAGAAAAAAGAAAAGAGAGAUUCAAUAAACAAAGCCAAAGCGCUUCACUUUCCUGCGAAACUCCUCUCGGUUCGUAUCGUUUGUCGCAGAUCUCCGCCUCCGCUCCCGUCCCUCACAGCGUCGCGCCGAAAUGCAGAGCGCGAAGAGCGAGAGGGACGCCGUGAAGCCCGAGGAUCGUGGCGAUCGCCGGCGAGGCGAGGGCGGAGAGGAGGAGGAAGAGGAGGAGGAGGAGGAGGAGGAGGAGGAGAAGAUCGAGCAGUUCUUCGCGAUCCUCAGGAACUACAGGGAGGCGCGGAACCAGAGGAAGAUGGAGCUGAUGGGGGAGCUGGAGGCGGAGGAGUCGAGGCGGAAGAGGAGGAGGCUGGCGGAACCGGACGGCGGGGAGCGGUGCUCGAGCUGGGUCCCGCGGUUCGAGCCGGAGGAUUUCAGCGCCGACGUCGCAUUCAGGAAGCGGCCUCUCCCUCUCCCUCUCCCUCUCCCACUCCCACAUCCUCAUCCUCCUCUGCUUCUGCCUCUGCCUCUGCCUCCGCCUCCGGCGACGGCGGUUUCGCCGGCGAAGGCGGUGGAGAGGGAGAGGAAGGUGAAGGACGAUGGGUUGGAGCUCAAACUGACGAUCUGAUGGAUAUCGUCGUCCCCGGAGAUAUCGGAGGAUCUGUUUCUUCCUUCCAUGGCUCUUGUUUAGGAAACUGGAAAGUAGGAGAUGAUUCUGAUCAAGCAA
Messenger RNA from Syzygium oleosum, 743 nucleotides. RefSeq lists its product as uncharacterized. Lineage: Eukaryota; Viridiplantae; Streptophyta; Magnoliopsida; Myrtales; Myrtaceae. The coding region runs from base 156 to 644 and encodes 162 amino acids. The transcript has a single exon. Gene Ontology annotation, biological process: regulation of systemic acquired resistance. The record is from RefSeq and is a predicted model, not a curated record.